AUGUCUUUCCUUCAUAAUCAUUCUUGCGAGUGCGUUAAGUCAGAAUUGGAUUUGUUUGCACUACCGUCUACACAAACUAGCAUUGAAAAUGGAUUGUGGAUUCAUUAUAAACCAAUUUCAUCUCUUGGUGAUGAUGGACCUAUCGAGUUUCAAGUUCCUGGGACCGGCGAUGACUACAUAGAUUUGUCUCAUACAUUACUCCACAUAAAGGCAAAAGUAUUAAAUCAAGAUUCAACUAACUUGGUAUCUACUACAAUAGUAGCACCUGUAAAUAAUUGGCUGCAUUCACUUUUUAGUCAACUUGAUGUUUAUUUAAACCAAAAACUUGUAUCACCACCUAAUAAUACCUAUGCAUAUCGAGCAUACAUGGAAACCCUUUUAAACUAUGCCCCUGCUGCUAAACAAUCUCAUCUUACUUGUAGUCUUUGGUAUGAGGAUACAGCAGGAAAAAUGGAUUCUACAGAUGGUAAAAACAUAGGAUUUGUUAAAAGACAGGAAUUGAUUAGUGAAAGUAAGGAAAUAGAAAUGAUUGGUCAUCUUCACGGUGACAUUUUUAACCAAGAUAAAUUUUUAAUUAAUGGUGUUGAAAUGAGUGUUAAAUUGGUUCGAUCAAGAGAGAGUUUUAAUUUAAUUGUUGGGUCGAACGAUGUAAAGUUUAAAGUUUGCAUUACGGACGCAACUCUUAUUGUUCGACGAGCACGAAUUAAUCCAAGUGUAUUACUCGCACAUCAAAAAGUUUUAGCUUCUACCACUGCUAAAUAUCCUAUUACUCGAGCUGAAGUAAAAGUUUUAACAAUUCCUUCGGGUGUUCAAGGAAAAACUCUUGAUAAUAUAUUUUUAGGACAGGUACCGAAAAGAUGUAUAAUUGGAUUUGUGAACAAUUCUGCAUUUAAUGGUUCCCUUACUAAAAAUCCAUUUAACUUUGAAAACUAUGGUAUUAAUUCUUUCAGCUUAUAUAUUGAUGGUCAACAAAUACCUUCAAAAGCUUUGCAAUCAUCUUUUAAUAAUAGCAUAUUUACAUCAGCAUAUCAUACUCUAUUCUCGGGAACUGGUAUUCACUUUCUUAAUGAAGGAAAUGGAAUCUCUUGUGAACAGUAUGGCAAAGGUUACUGUCUAUUAGCAUUUGACUUAACUCCUGAUUUAUCAGCUAACUCAUCAACUCAUUGGAAUCUCAUAAAGCAUGGUAGUGUAAGAAUAGAAGUACGAUUUGAAUCCUCAUUAAUACAAACAAUUAACUGUAUAGUUUAUGCUGAGUUUGAUAAUAUUAUUGAGAUAGAUAAAAACAGAAAUGUUACUGUAGACUAUAGUAGUUAA
Messenger RNA from Parnassius mnemosyne (clouded apollo), 1314 nucleotides. The record is from the annotation of a GenBank genome assembly. NCBI's taxonomy places the organism in Eukaryota, Metazoa, Arthropoda, Insecta, Lepidoptera, Papilionidae.